Cherax quadricarinatus is the source of this 718-nucleotide messenger RNA. The record is from RefSeq and is a predicted model, not a curated record. Lineage: Eukaryota; Metazoa; Arthropoda; Malacostraca; Decapoda; Parastacidae.
GGCCCAGGGUUCCCUGAGGAACCAGAUCCUCUUCAAGGACCUUAACGUCUUGCAAGUCUGCGAGAAAGAUGGAUCUUUGGGUCAGCUGGUUCAGCAGUCGUCGCGGUUCACAGGACUCAACCAACAUGGUUAUGUCUUCAGAGACGAUUUUGAGGACCACAAACUCAACGACGACAUCUGGAGUGAGGUGCGUGGGGGAUCUGUGGGUCGUGGUGCAGGCAAGAUCAUCCAUGGGUCAGCUUUGACCUUCACAACCCCUGACGCUGCAGUACACACACACGCCAUGGACCUCUCCAGGGCACGACAGCUGCAGUUCGCCCUGGGUACCGGAAACUGCCCGGGAGAGAUGAAAGUCGAGCUGGUAUAUGGAAGAGUCUCUCACGAUGGCCAAGCUAAGCUCCUGGCUCCACAAGACCAAUCCCAGCUCCUAACCUCUGAAGAUCAGGCCCAGUUUCUGGUCUCUCCUAAGAAAUACCACACCCACGGGCCAGUAGUGAGUGCUUAUGUCGGUGAGAGCGGCAGUGGUCUGGGACCUGACUGGGACAACAACACUAUUGCGAACUUGACAAGUGACGAUGGAUGGGGCAGUGGAGAGACAGACAAUUCUACACUGGAUGACGUAGGGUACCUAUCUGACCAGCCCGCCGAGGGUGCUCCUGCAGAACUUCUGUUGGGGGCUGACUGCUCGUCGUGGGAGCCAGUGCACGUCUUCAGGUAA